Molecule: messenger RNA, 765 nt
Organism: Perca fluviatilis (European perch)
Lineage: Eukaryota; Metazoa; Chordata; Actinopteri; Perciformes; Percidae
Product: urokinase plasminogen activator surface receptor-like
Exons: 5
Coding region: 1-591 (196 amino acids)
Source: RefSeq, a predicted model, not a curated record
AUGUAUCUCCUGGCGCUGAUGUUCGGGAUUCUGCUUCUACCUGAAGCCUCCACCCUGAGAUGUCACGAGUGUACAGCGGAUGCCUUGGGAACGUGCACGCCAACAGUCAAAGAAUGCCCUGAACAGUGUGCUGCAAUGAGAGAAGUUAGAUACGCAGAUGGUGUAAAACAUGUUGAUCAAAUCUCAAAAGGAUGUGCUGUGGCUGAAGACUGUGUCGAGCACUCGAUCAACAAUGGAUUUUCCCAAAACAUAAUUACCACCAAGUGUUGCACCACUCCGCUCUGCAACCAAGAUCUGCUGCCUCCAGAACCCCAGUACAAACCAAACGGUAAACAGUGCUACUGGUGCAAUGGACGAACGUGCACCAACACCCUAAACUGUGAGGGGAACGAGGACUACUGCAUCUCAGUAAACACAGGACUAAGCGUGAUCAAGGGUUGUCUGACCAAGGAUUUCUCCGGUAUGUGCACCCACGGACUCCCAUACAGCUGUUGUCAGGGGAACCUCUGCAACGGAGCCAUCAGCAGCAGCAGUGCUGGCCUGGUGCUGCUGGUCGCCCCGCUGCUCUCUUUGCUCGUGACCUCUUAUUAACUCCUGGAGACGCUGGAACUAGAGCUGCACCAUAUGAGGAAAAUAUGUAAUUGAGCAAAUAUGUAAUAUGUUAGCAGCAAGCAUUUUGUUCCCAAAUGUCUUAGACUAGCUAUAUUUCUGUCAGUUAAAGCUAUAGGGCACACACACAGACACACAAACACACACACACACACA